GGGGAGCGGCAGAGCCCAGCAGAGCCCUGCCCACCAGGGGCGUGUCCAGCGCUGGCUCCUCCCCUCGGCAGCGCCUCAAGCGCCAUUGGACGAGGGGGUCAUCGAGGAUGGAGGGAUGGCACAAGAUGGGAUCUGGUGGUUCCUCCUUCCCUUCUGUGUGCUCUCCAGUGCCAGCUACCGAGGCCGGGAGUUCCUCGCCGUGUUCCCACAGAACGAUGAUGAGUCUCCCAGUGCGCACCUCCAGCUGCUGCUCACUUCCUAUGGCCCUGCCGAAACCCAGGUGUCGGUGACGCUUCACGGCGGCUCCAUCACCCAGAACGUCACCCUGGGGCCUGACGUCACCGUGCCCUUGCCCCUCCCUGCUAACCUGGAACUCACUGGAAGCUGCACUUGCCAUAAAACCUUGGUGGUCCGGGCCAGCACUGACAUCUCUGUGGUGGCCGUCAGCACCAAGGGCUACACCGUGGGUGCCACUGCCCUCCUGCCUAUGGAGAGUCUGGGCACCAGGUAUUACGUGGUGACACCCCUUGGGAACAACACGUACGGCCUGACCGAGUUUGUGGUGGCCGCUGGCGCCGCCACCACCGCCGUCAGCAUCACCACCACUGCCACAUUCCACUAUGCUGGGGCCACCUACGUCCCGGGCGCCGUGCUCCGCCUGUUCCUGCAGCCCUACCACAGCUUGCAGCUCCAGAGCAGCCAGGACUUCACUGGCACAGUUGUGGUGGCUGACACCCCUGUGGCUGUCCUCAGUGGCCACACCUGUGUCAAGGUGUCUGCUGGCUUUGACUUUGUGGUGGAGCAGCUCUUCCCAAUGACAGCGUGGGGGAGGAGCUACGUGGUGCCACCCAACCCGCUGCAGACAGACGUUGACUUCGUUUAUGUGGUGACGGAUGAAGACAACACCAUCACCUACAACGCUGGGAGCGGGAAUGCCACUGUGGCUAUGGCGGCAGGGGAGGUACAGACCUUUGUGGUGAACCGUAACUCCCACCUGUACAUCAAUGCAGUGCUGGCAGUGCAGGUGGUGUUUUUCUUCAGCGGGUCGUCUUGGCAAGAUCCCUUCCUCCUUGUUGUCCCACCUGUCAGCGCCCACUGCACUGCGUUCCGCUUCAGCAGCGUGCCCAGCCAGUACAACCAUGCCGUCCUCAUUGCACCCACCACUGCCACUGCCACCACCACCCUCAACCAUCGGCCAGACAAGACCCUGGCAUGGCAGGCCAUUCGUGGCACAGAUUUCUCCUGGGCCAGCAUCACCGUGAGCGCAGCGAUGCAGAGCGCGGAGAACUCGCAGGUGCCUAUUGGCCUCCUGGUGUUUGGGUUCCAGAGUCACACUGGAUACGGCUUCCCUGGGCUCUGUGCUUCCACCCCCAUACCGCUCUCCUGUGAGGAUUUGGUGUGCGAGGAGAGGUGUGAGAUGGUGGAUGGACAACCAGAGUGCAUCCAGGAGACUUUCUCCACCUGUUGGCUCGCUGGUGGGCCACACUACCGGAGUUUUGAUGGAAAAACCUUUGAUUUCAUGGGAACAUGUACCUACACCUUGACCACCAUCUGCAAUCCCGAUCCCACUCUUCCUGCCUUCUCUGUUGAGGUCAAAAAGGAGGAAAAGGAGAACUCCAAAGUUUCCUCCAUCGGCUCCAUCACUAUCCGUGUUGACAACGUCACCGUCACUGCUGUCCAGUCAGAGAAUGGGAUGGUGAGGGUGAACAACCACCGCUCGCGCCUCCCCAUCUCCCUCUCCCAUGGGAAGCUCCGCAUCCACCAGAAGGGUAAAUCCAUGUUGAUGCAAUCACAUUUUAACCUGAAGGUCCUCUACAACUGGGACGAUCAUGUAGUGAUCAAGCUUCCAGCUGCUCUUUCUGGAAAAGUCUGUGGAAUGUGUGGGAACAACAAUGGGGACCCCCGAGAUGAUGCUCUCUCUCCUGAUGGAAAACAGGUGUGGGACAUUGUGGAGCUGGGGAGGAGCUGGAAAGUGACCAGUGAGAGCAGCCACUGCCAGGACAGCUGCGAUGGCGACUGUGGGCGGUGCAGAUGGGACCAGGUGGUGACAUACAGGGCAGAGACCUGGUGUGGGAAGUUGUCUCAACAUUCUGGGCCAUUCCAAUCGUGUCAUGACACUGUCAGUCCCAAUAUCUACAUGAAGAACUGUAUCCAUGACCUGUGUGCCAGUGAGGGGCGUCAUGAUGUGCUGUGCCACGCCCUCCAGAUUUAUGCUGAUGACUGCCUGGAGGAGGGGAUCAGCAUUUCUGAUUGGAGGACGACAGUGGGAUGCCCUCUCACUUGCCCACCCAACAGCACCUACAGCACCUGUGGCCUCACCUGCCUCCCUACCUGCAACAUCCCCGCAGUGUCAUCCAGCUGUGCUGCUGCCACCACCUGCGUGGACACCUGCGUGUGCCACGAGGGCCUUGUCCUCGAUGGCAACACCUGCAUACCCCCCUCUGAAUGUGGCUGUGUCUUUCGGGGUCUCUUCCACGGCCUUGGCGAGGAAUUUUGGGGCGACCUCACUUGCACCCAGCGCUGCGUUUGUGACGCGGAGCAGCGGCAGGCAGUGUGCUGGGAUUCUGGUUGUGGCACCAAGGAGGAAUGCCGAGUGGAGGAGGGGAUCCAGGAUUGUUAUCCCAAAAUUUUUGGGGUCUGCACUGCUGUUGGAGCCACCCACUACAAGAGCUUUGAUGGCAAGAGGUUCAUCUUCCAAGGGACCUGUGUCUACCUGUUGGUUGGGUUAUGUGAGGACACCCCAAAUUUGGUGGGAUUCCAGGUAUUGGUGCAGAAUGGCCACCGGAGUGACAACCUCAUGUCAUCCAUUGCCAUGGUGACAGUCAAAGUCUACAACAAAACCAUCAGCAUCAGCAGGGAACACCCUGGGAAAAUCAUGAUUGAUCAGCAGCUGGUCAAUCUCCCCUAUUACUACAGUGAAAGAAAGAUUGUUGUCUAUCGUGACGGGCAGGACGCAGUGGUAGAGACCAAUUUUGGCCUCAUUGUCACCUACGACUGGUACAGCCACGUCACCGCCACGGUGCCCAGUGGCUUCGCCAACGCCCUGUGUGGGCUCUGUGGGAACUACAAUGGCGCCGCCAGCGAUGACAUGAGGAUGAGGAACAACCAUGUGACAUCAGACCCAGAUGCCUUCGGGAGAAGCUGGAAAGUCACGGAUGCCCCAGGAUGUAGUGAGAGGUCAACAGUGGAAUGUUCCAGCACUGUUGCACCUUCCUGGCUGCUACAGAAAGUAUCUGGGAUGGGGUGUGAAAUUAUUUUGGAAGCAGAUGGACCCUUUAGAGCAUGUCAUGGUCAUGUUGACGCCCACCAGUACUUCCAGAGCUGCAUCCAUGACUCCUGCCUGUUCCCUGAUCAGGAGGAAGGGAUGUGUCCAACCAUUGCCCUCUACGCCAACACGUGCCAGGCUGCUGGUGUGUCCAUUGAGAGGUGGAGGAGAGAUAAUUUCUGCUAUAUUCCCUGUCCUUCCAACAGCUCCUAUGAGCUCUGUUCGCACACCUGCAAGCGCACCUGCGGAGCUGACUCUGCCAUGUGUCCAGGGCGGUGUCGUGAGGGCUGCACAUGUCAGGACGGCUUCAUGCUCAGCGGUGAUGAGUGCGUCCCCACAUCCCACUGUGGCUGCAGCCACCAUGGAGUCUACUACAAAGAGGGGGAGACGUUCUACCCCACAGAGCAGGAGAUGUGCCAGUGCCUCUCUGGUGGCACUGUGAAGUGCCAAAAUACUUCCUGUCCUGCUGGUGGCCCUGGGAAGGUCAUCGAUGGUGUCUUCCAGUGUCCCCUGCAGGUGUCCAGCACCUGUGUGGCCACAGGUGACCGUACCUAUGUCACCUUUGAUGGGAUGGCCUUCAACAUCACUGGUACUUGUUCCUACAUCCUCACUCAGACCUGCACAGGUGACAAUGUGACAUCAUUUAUUGUCACAAUCCAGAAGGAGGCACGGCAGAAGGGGAAGGUCUCUGGGAUACAAGCGUUGUCUGUGGCAGUCUAUGGGGUCACCUUGACCUUGAAACAAGGAAAGGGGGCAGAUGUCAUGGUGGAUUCCAUCUCGCAUCACCUCCCCACCACCCUGAGUGAGGGACAGGUCCAGGUCUAUGUACAUGGGACAGGUGUCCUGCUCCGCACUGACUUCGGCCUCGUUGUCCACUAUGACCUCGUCCAGCACGUGAUGGUCACGGUCCCCCAGACCUACAUGGGGCACCUGUGUGGCCUCUGUGGCAACUACAAUGGCCAACGCAAUGAUGAUUUCCAGCUGUCCAGUGGCCAGCUGGCUCCAGAUGCAACAGCUUUUGGAUCUGCGUGGAAAACAAUGGAUACACCUUGCAAUGACAGCUGUCCCAAGGAUGAGUGUCCCACCUGCACAGAGGAGAAAGUGGCAGUCCUCCAGAAACCCAACUACUGUGGCCUUCUCACGGCCCCCGAAGGUCCCUUUGGCUCCUGCCAUCGCAUGAUCGACCCCAUCCCAUAUUCCCAAUCCUGCAUCCAUGACCUCUGUAUGACGGGAGGGGACACACGUGUCCUGUGCCAGAAUAUCCAGAGCUAUGUUACCAUGUGCCAAGAUGCUGGAGUAACUGUGGGGGCUUGGAGGACACCAUCUUUCUGCCCCCUCACCUGCCCGGCCAACAGCACCUACUCCCUUUGCACCAACACCUGUGCCAACACCUGUGCCGGAAAUGCCACCACCUGUCCCCAAACCUGCACUGAGGGCUGCCAGUGCCACCAGGGCUUUGUCUUUGAUGGACACAGAUGCAUUCCCAAGGAGCACUGCGGAUGCUUUCGGGAUGGAGAAUACUAUAAGCCCCAUGAGAUGCUUUUCAGGGAUCGCUGCCAGCGCCGUUGCACCUGUGUCCCAGGCGAGGGCCUUACCUGCCAUGAGCACACUUGCACUGAGGAUGAGUCUUGUGAAAUCCAGGAAGGGGUCUUAGGAUGCAUCAAUAAAAACCCCUGCAAGUCCCUGCAGUGCCGCCCCAAGGAGCGCUGCCGGCCCCGCGGUGCCCAAUCCCGCUGCGUCCCAGCCCUGGUCGCCACGUGCUGGGCAUGGGGUGACCCACACUUCCGCACUUUCGACGGCCUUGACUUUGACUUCCAAGGAACCUGCACCUACACCAUGGCCGAAUCCCAUGGGAAUGACCCCGGGCUGGUGCCCUUCAGGGUUGAGGCCAAGAACGACAUCCGUGGCGGGAUCCAAUCUAUGUCCUACGUCUCCUUGGUCAAUGUUGACGUCUAUGGACAACGCAUCUCCUUCCGCCAGAACGAAGACGGAAAAGUCCGGGUGAAUGGGGAGGUGACUCUGCUCCCAGUGCUCCUGGCAGAUGGGAAGGUGCGGGUCCGUCCCAGUGGGCUCCGUGUUGCUCUGGAGACAGAUUUUGGUCUCCGAGUCUCCUAUGACUGGAACUGGCACCUCCUGAUUGACCUCCCCAGCAGCUACUUCCGCCAUGUCCGCGGCCUUUGCGGGAAUUUCAACCUCAAGCCCCUCGACGACAUCCCUGAGGCUGGUGACAACACCACUGCCAUUGUCACAUGGGCCAAAAGCUGGAAAAGUGCUGACUCUGAGGCCAACGACCCAAUUUGUUGGGAUUAUUGUGAUGGAGCGUGUCCAGUGUGUGAUGAGGAGAAGAAGGAGCUUUAUGGUGGGAGCCACUAUUGUGGGAUCAUCAAAAAAUCCUUCCAGGGACCCUUCAGAGCAUGUCACAACAUAGUGAAGCCUCAUGAUUUCUAUCGCAACUGCCUGUUGGACCUGUGCCUGAGCAAUGGGGCGAGGUCGAUCCUCUGCCAGGUGCUGGAGACAUACGCGGCAACGUGUCGGAAACACGGAGCCAUGGUCCAUGACUGGAGGACACCAUCAGGAUGCCCCUUACCUUGCCCUGAAAACAGCCACUAUGAGCCCUGUGGCAGCGCCUGUCCAGCCACCUGCUCUGACUGGGACAAUCCAGCCAUCUGUGACCAGCCCUGCGUGGAGACCUGUGCCUGUAACACCGGCCACGUGCUCAGUGGCGGACAGUGCGUGCCAGUGUCCCACUGUGGCUGCACCCGUGAUGGCCGCUACUACCGGCCUGGCGAGGAGUUUUGGGGUGAUAACACCUGUCGCUCCAGGUGCAGGUGUGACAUGGAGCUGGGAAUGGUGGUGUGCGAGGACUCCGGCUGUAAGCCGGGUGAGGUGUGCACAGUGGUGAAGGGCGUGCGGCGGUGCGUGGCCAACAGCCGCUCCAUCUGUGUGGCCACUGGUGACCCCCACUAUACCACUUUUGAUGGGCGUCGCUACGACUUCAUGGGUACCUGUGUCUACCUGUUGGCUGGGCUCUGCUCCACUGACUCCACACUCAUUCCCUUUGCUGUCACUGUGGAGAACAAUCACCGUGGCAGCCACCUGGUCUCCUUCACCAAGGUGGUCACCAUGGAGGUGUACAACAUGACCCUCAGCCUCAGCCAGGAACAUCCCCGGAAAGUCAAGGUUAAUGGUGUCCUAUUGGACCUUCCUUUCACCCACAACCAGCAGCUCCAGGUGUCCCUCCGUGGCGUCCACGGCUUCAUCACCACUGAUGCGGGUGUUACUGUCACCUUUGACUGGUACAGCUACGCCCGUGUCAUCAUCCCCAACACCUACGCCGGCGCCGUCUGCGGCCUCUGCGGCAACGCCAACGGCGACCCCCGUGAUGACUUUGUCACCCGCGAUGGCCGCAGUGCUGACAACGAGACCCACCUGGGGGACAGCUGGAAGGUCGGCGAGGUCCCUGGGUGCUCAGCUGGGUGCAGUGAGGGCUGCCAGGUGUGCAGCGACGCCCAGAAACGUGCCUACCGUGGGGACAAGCACUGCGGGCUGCUGGGGAAGAAACGGGGGCCCUUUGCCGCCUGCCAUGACAUCAUCGACCCCGCCCCUUACCUGGAUGACUGUCUCUUUGACGCCUGCCUGUACGAGGGACACCAGGACACCGUGUGCCAGGCCAUUGCCGCCUAUGUCGCUGCGUGCCAGAGCCAGGGCGCUGCUGUGCGGCCAUGGCGCACACCGGCCUUCUGCAGCCCCGUGUGCCCCCCAAAUCAGCACUAUGAGCUCUGCGGCUCCCCCUGCCCCCCCACCUGCCAAGGCAAAGCUGGAUCUCAGGACUGCUCUGAUGCCUCCACGUGCUCUGAAGGUUGUUUCUGCGAUGCCGGAUUUUUCCGGAGCGGGGAUGACUGCGUGCCCCUCCCCCAGUGUGGCUGUGUUUUGGAGGGCCGCUACUACCCCCAGGGCGUGCAGUUUUACCCUGAGCCCCCCUGCACUCAGCGCUGUGUCUGCUCUGAAAAUGGGGGGCUGGAGUGUCACCCCGCUCCAGGCUGCUCUAGUGACGAGGAAUGCUCAGUGCAGGAUGGGGUGCUGGGGUGCCACCCCCGCACCUGCCGACAGUGCCAGGUUUUGGGGGCAGGGGCUUACAGCACCUUCGAUGGGCACCUGGGGUAUUUGGGGGGGUCCUGCACCCUCCUGCUGCUGCAGUUGGAGAGGGGUGAGCCUGAAGAAGAGCUGGAGCCUGUUACUGUGGCCGUGGAGCAGGAGGACAUGCAAGUGCAGCGGGUGACGGUGACGGCACACGGGGUGACUGUGGUGAUGGACAGGGGACAGCAGUGGGAGGUGACGGUGGAUGGCGAGCGUCACUUGCUGCCGCUGUGGCUGCGUGGGGACGCGGUGGGGGUGGCGCAGGUGGGGUCCCACCGGCUGCUCCAGGUCCAGGGGGGCCCCAAAAUCCUCUAUGACGGCAACGCGUACGUGGUGCUGACGCUGCCCCCCCCAUCCCGCCGCCCCCGGGGGCUCUGCGGCAACUUCAACGGGGACCCCAACGACGACGACGACCCCGCCGGGGAGGCCCUGGGCAGCUCCCCCCCAAACUGCACCCACCUGGCGCCCGCCCCCAGCUGCUCCCCGGCCCAGGCGCGGCGCUGCGCGGUGCUGGCGGACCCCGAGGGACCCUUUGCGGGCUGUCACGGGGCGGUGCCGCCCCGCACGUACCUGCUGACCUGCGAGCGCCAGGUGUGCGGGGCAGGCGGCGACCCCUGCCCCGGCUUUCAGGGCUACGCAGCCGCGUGCCAGGCUGCCGGAGGCGCGCUCCGGGAGUGGCGGGAGGCCGCGGGUUGCCCUCUCACCUGCCCCCCCAAGAGCCACUACCAGCUGUGUGCCCGCACCUGUGAGCACACCUGUGCCGGUGUGUCGGCUCCGCCCCCCUGCAGCGAGCGCUGCUUUGAGGGGUGUCAGUGCGCCCAGGGGCUGCUGUUCGAUGGGGCCCGCUGCGUCCUCCCAGGGACCUGCGGCUGCCUCCACCAGGGGCGCUACUUCCAGAUUGCUGAGACCAUCCUGACUGCUGACUGCUCCCAAUCCUGCACCUGUCGGGGGCCCGGGGGCCUCCAGUGCCGCCCCUUCACUUGUCCCUUCAGCCACACCUGCGGCCUCCGUGAUGGCACCCGCACCUGCAUUGCGCACCCAGGGCGCUGUGCCCUGUCCCCUGCCACUCGCUUUGUCACCUUUGACGGCGUCACUGGGGCCACCCUGGCCCCCGGCAUCUAUGUGGUGGCCAGCGUGUGCGACCCCCGGGACCCUGCAUGGUUCCGGCUGCUGGGGGACAUCAGGGACAUUGGGGACCAGCCGGCAGUGGUGGCACUUCACCUCUUCACCCCCCACAGCCUCAUCACCGUGCGGAGGAACAGGAAGGUUUGGCUCAACGGAGUCCCUACCCCCCUGCCCUUGGAGCUCCCGGGACCAUUGACCAUCAUGGAAAUGCAGGCGACCCUCCGGAUCAGCCGAACCCCGGGAUUUCUGGUGGAAUUGGGUGCCAGGGGGGUGACAGUGGAGGUGCCCAGGGAAGCACGGGCGACGCUCUGUGGCCUCUGCGGCGACUACGACGGUGCCACCAGCAAUGACCUGCGAGGGCCCGACGGGACGGCGACGAGCGACGCGCGGGCACUGGCCGAGGCCUGGCGGGCGCCUGACUUCACCCAGUGAUGUGGAAAAUUGACAUUUCACCUGGGUGGCCGUGCCCCAUCGCUGACAUCAUCCUCAAACCGCCUCAGAUCCGGAAAACCCGGAUUUUUAUAAGCCCCAAACCUGUGCUUUCGCCCCCAAAAUAAAACCUGG
This is a messenger RNA of Hirundo rustica (Barn swallow), 9091 nucleotides long. RefSeq names its product IgGFc-binding protein-like. Lineage: Eukaryota; Metazoa; Chordata; Aves; Passeriformes; Hirundinidae. Gene Ontology annotation, molecular function: protein binding. The transcript has 21 exons. Bases 116 to 8959 code for a protein of 2947 amino acids. The record is from RefSeq and is a predicted model, not a curated record.